Messenger RNA from Choloepus didactylus (southern two-toed sloth), 3861 nucleotides. It is a transcript of the gene RASAL1, whose product is annotated as RAS protein activator like 1. Lineage: Eukaryota; Metazoa; Chordata; Mammalia; Pilosa; Megalonychidae. Bases 694 to 3138 code for a protein of 814 amino acids. Gene Ontology annotation, molecular function: GTPase activator activity. The record is from RefSeq and is a predicted model, not a curated record. Gene Ontology annotation, biological process: regulation of GTPase activity; negative regulation of Ras protein signal transduction; cellular response to calcium ion. The transcript is spliced from 21 exons.
ACUCUCUAGCGACGCCUCCCGCCGACCGCGGACACUGCUCUCCGCCAGGACACGGGUCGGACCUGGGGGGCCGCGCGCGCCGGGAGAGCGGGCAGGGGAGGGCGCGCGAGGUGUGAAUGGGUCGGACGGGUGGGGCAGGCAGGGGACCGACUGCGUCUUCUGAGCUCCAUGCCAGCUCACCAGGGGCCAGCCGCCAAGCCCGUCGUGACUGCGGGCCGCUCCCCACCUCGCCGCGCCAGCCUCAACGUGCCCCGGUGGCCCCGGCCCGUGCGCCCUGGAGCGCUGGGGCUGGGGUGCCGGCAGAGGGCGCACGCGGGGGCUCGGGGGCGGGCGGGGGACUCCGCGGGAGGCGGGACUGGGGGGAGGUUCCUGGGCCGCCCCCUCCCGCCCCCUGCCCGCGCUGCCCGCCCGCCAGGAGCUCCAGACACCGAGGCAAGAGGCGGGCGGUGUCCCCGGCGCGCUCCGCCCGCUCGCCGCGCGGCUCCUACCUGUAGAGCCCGGGCGCCCCUUCCCCGGGCACCCAUCCUUUCCCUGCCUUCGGAAACCUCCCGCCCCGCUACCCGCGUCUCGGACAGGCGGCGCUGGGACCCCGGGGCAGGGCGCCAGGCUCGCAGCUGGUGACAUGUAGACGCCCCCGGGUUCAGCCUCGGAACCUGGGCGCCUUUCUGCCUGGAAAGUUUGGGGCUGGGCGCCAUGGCCAAGAGCAGCUCCCUGAAUAUCCGCGUGGUGGAGGGCCGGGCACUGCCCGCCAAGGAUGUGUCUGGGAGCAGCGACCCCUACUGCUUGGUGAAGGUGGACGACGAGGUGGUGGCCAGGACAGCGACUGUCUGGCGGAGCCUGAGCCCCUUCUGGGGUGAGGAGUACACCGUGCACCUGCCCCUGGACUUCCACCACCUGGCCUUCUACGUGCUGGACCAGGACACCGUCGGGCAUGAUGACAUCAUCGGCAAGAUCUCACUGAGCAGGGAGGCGAUUGCAGCUGACCCCCGAGGGAUUGACAGCUGGAUCAACCUAAGCCGCGUGGACCCGGAUGCGGAGGUGCAGGGGGAGAUCUGCCUCGCGGUGCAGAUGCUGGAGGAUGUGCGGGGCCGUUGCGUCCGCUGCCACGUGCUCCAGGCCAGGGACCUGGCCCCCCGGGACAUCUCUGGCACAUCAGAUCCAUUUGCACGUGUGUUUUGGGGCAGCCAGAGUUUGGAGACCUCGACCAUCAAGAAGACUCGCUUCCCACACUGGGAUGAGGUGUUGGAGCUGCGGGAGAUGCCAGGGCCACUGUCCCCACUGCGGGUGGAGCUCUGGGAUUGGGACAUGGUGGGCAAGAAUGACUUCUUGGGCAUGGUGGAGUUCCCCCCUCAGGUCCUGCAGCAGAAUCCACCCAAUGGCUGGUUCCGCCUCCUGCCCUUUCCCAAACCUGAGGAGGAUUCUGGGGGGAGCCUGGGGGCCCUGCGGCUGAAGGUGCGCCUGACCGAGGACCGGGUGCUGCCCUCCCAGUGCUACCAGCCGCUCACGGAGCUGCUCGUGACGUCCGUGCUGGGGCCAGCAGAGGAGGACACUGCCGGCCCCUUGGCUCUCCUGGAGGAGCUGACCUCGGGGGACUGCCGCCAGGACCUUGCCACCAAGCUGGUGAAGCUCUUUCUCGGCCGGGGCCUGGCUGGGCCCUUUCUGGAUUAUCUCACCCGGCGUGAGGUGGCUCGGACCACUGAUCCCAACACCCUCUUCCGUUCUAACUCAUUGGCAUCCAAGUCGAUGGAACAGUUCAUGAAGCUCGUGGGCAUGCGCUACCUGCACGAGGUCCUGAGGCCGUCCAUCAACCGCGUCUUUGAGGAGAAGAAGUACAUGGAGCUGGACCCGUGCAAGAUGGAGCUGGGCCGUGCCCGGAGGAUCUCCUUCAAGGGUGCACCCUCGGAGGAGCACGUGCGGGAGACCAGCCUGGGGCUGCUGACGGGCUACCUGGGGCCCAUCGUGGAUGCCAUCGUGGGCUCCGUGGGGCGCUGCCCGCCGGCCAUGCGCCUGGCCUUCAAGCGGCUGCGCCGGCGCGUGGAGGACUGCUUCCCCCAGGCUGAGCACGAGCAGGACGUGAAGUACCUGGCCAUCAGCGGAUUCCUCUUCCUGCGAUUCUUCGCACCUGCCAUCCUCACUCCCAAGCUGUUUGACCUCCGGGACCAGCACGCGGACCCCCAGACCAGCCGCUCGCUGCUGCUGCUCGCCAAGGCCGUGCAGAGCAUCGGAAACCUGGGCCAGCAGCUGGGCCAGGGGAAGGAGCUGUGGAUGGCCCCCCUACACCCCUUCCUGCUGCAGAGCAUCUCGCGCGUGAGAGACUUCCUGGACCAGCUGGUGGAUGUGGAGGAAGAGGAGGAGGUUGGGGUCCCCGCUGGCGCCCUGGUCCCGCCCUCGAUGACGGUUCGAGAAGGCUACCUGCUGAAGCGCAAGGAGGAGCCCGCCACCCUGGCCACACGCUUCGCCUUCAAGAAACGCUACUUUUGGCUCAGCGGGGAGACCCUGUCCUACUCCAAGAGUCCUGAGUGGCAGAUGCGCUCCUCCAUCCCGGUGUCGAGCAUCCGCGCCGUGGAGCGCGUGGACGAGGGCGCCUUCCAGCUGCCGCACGUGAUGCAGGUGGUGACUAAGGACGGCGCCGAGACGCUGCACACCACUUACCUCCAGUGCAAGAACGUGAACGACCUGAACCAGUGGCUGUCGGCCCUGCGCAAGGCCAGCGCCCCCAACCCGGACAAGCUGACCGCCUGCCACCUGGGUGCCUUCCGCGGCGGGCGCUGGACCUGCUGCCUCCAGGCGGAGCGCGCAGCGGCUGGCUGCAGCCGCACACACUCGGCUGUCACCCUGGGGCACUGGAGCGACCCACUGGAUCCUGAUGCUGAGGCCCAGAUGGUGUAUCGGCAGCUGCUCCUGGGGCGGGAACAGCUCAGAAUGAAAUUCCUGGAGGAUCCCACUGUGGGUACAAUUCCAGAGGCAGACAAAGGGAAGGGCCCUGGUGCCAGGGAAGCAGACUCUCCUGAUGGCCUGGCCCGGCAGAGAGCAGCAGCUGCCCACCUGCUGGAUGUGCUCGCAGACCUGGAUCGAGCCCAUGAUGAGUUUCAGCAACGGGAGCAGGAGAAUGUGGCUUUGGGACCUCUCAGGCCCUGAGGAGAUAUUGCAACAGCCUGCAAGGAGGAGCAAGGAGCUCUGGGCCCUCCUCAGCGUACCCUUGGGGGAGCCUCCUCCUGGCCUGUCCUGUACCUUCUUGAUGCCAUGGCUUGGAGGCUCCCAGAGAUGUGCCUCAUCCCCUGUGCCCGGAGCCAGGGCCUGGUGCUGAAUGAAUCACACUCUCUGGGCUGAGGUGGACCAGAGCGGGUAGAAUAAGGAACUUGACCUAUUUGGCUGAGUCUGGGGCCUCUGCUUCACUGGAUGGCCUCUGCCCACACCAACGAGGCAGCCUGGCUGUGCACUGCUGGAUACAGCUAUACCUGAACUCCUGAUACCCAUGUGGCCUUCUUGCCCCAGAUAGGCACUAAAUGAGCUCAACCCCUUCUGUUUUCAUGUCUGCCAAUCCCUGAAAUCUCACUGAUCCUCCUUCACCUUACCCUUGGCCAAGGACCCUCAACCUUCCAGAACCAGGUGUCCCCAGGAGGAACUGAGGCUGGGAACCCAGGGUACCAGACUCAGACCCUUGGAAACUGGGAGAUCUCUGGCCAGGCUCUUUUCCCCUCUCUGAGCCUCAGUUUACCCUGUAUAAAAUGAAGGGGGAAAAAUCCGUGUUUCACAAACUGGGUUCCACCAAGGUGCCUUAGGAACCAGGGAGGGGUUUCGCAGGCUGUGGUCCAAAGCCCACCCCCCUGGAGUGUUUGCUGAAAAUGCAGAUUCCUGUGC